AUGGCCAACCUUUGGAAAUCACUCAAUGGACCGAAUUCUUUUCCUUUUCUCCUUUCAGGGACCGGUUCCAGCAUCUUGUCGGCCCUUCAGGAUCUCUCUUGGCUGUCCAAGUCAAAAGUGGAGAAGCAACUGCAGAUCAUUUCGGUGCUGCAAUGGGUGGUCUCAUUCCUUAUGAUGGGUAUUAUAUGCACCAUUAUCCUACUAUAUAUACUCUGCACAGACUGUUGGAUUAUAGCAGUUCUAUACUUAGUGUGGUACGCCUUCGACUGGAACACUCCGAGCAAGGCUGGAAGAAGAUCUCAGUGGAUUAGAAACUGGGCCAUUUGGAGAUACUUCCGAGAUUACUUUCCAAUCCGAAUGAUCAAAACCCACAACCUCGCCCCCAACCGAAAUUACAUUUUUGGCUACCACCCACAUGGCAUCAUGUCCCUGGGUGCCUUCUGCAAUUUUAGCACCGAGGCCACAGGUGUGAGCCAGAUCUUCCCCGGGAUACGUCCGUACGUCACCACACUUACAGGAAACUUCAGGUGGCCUAUUCUGAGGGACUACUUGAUGACCGGGGGUCUCUGCCCUGUGAACCGCAACACCAUAGACUACCUCCUGUCUCAAAAUGGCACUGGCAACGCGGUUGUCAUCGUGGUGGGAGGCGCUGCGGAGUCCUUGAAUUGUGCCCCGGGGAAAAACUGUGUGACUCUGAAGCACCGGAAGGGGUUUGUGAAGCUGGCGUUAAGACAUGGGGCCGAUCUGGUCCCCAUUUACUCCUUUGGGGAGAACGAAGUCUUCAAACAGGUCAUAUUUGAAGAGGGCUCCUGGUGCAGGUGGCUACAGAAGAAAUUGCAGAAGUAUAUUGGCGUAGCUCCGUGUGUCUUCCACGGACGGGGGGUCUUCUCCUCCAACAGCUGGGGGCUGGUGCCUUACGCCAGGCCCGUGACUACUGUCGUCGGCGAGCCCAUCACAAUCCCCAAAACCGACAACCCGAGCCAGAAGGAAGUAGACUUUUAUCACAGCCUGUAUGUACAGUCUCUGGCGAAACUCUUUGAGAAGUACAAGACGAAAUUCGGCCUGUCGGAGGCGGAGACGUUGGAGAUCAACUGACGCGGCACCCGCGCGACGGCGCUUGCGGUCUUGAAAUUUGCUGGUGGGCUUGGAAAAACUGGCGCCAAAAGAGGCUCUUUGUGCCAGUCCUAUUGUUUUUGUCUUCUGCUCUGUGGAAUUGGGGGAUCGAGCAAGGAUCUGUAGAGAAGAUAAAGGAAUAUUGUCUAAAUAUUCAAAGAUUAGAUCUCUCUAAGAGCCAGUGUAUGGUUGGGGACAGCGCUGUCUUGCCCCAUUAAAUCCCCUCAUCCCACCUCAGUCUCCAAAGUCGGCCAUUUGCUUUUUCCCUCUGCUGCUAAUUCAGGGAUGCCCAGAUUUUUUUCCCUGUUUGAGAACAGUGGGAAGGAAGCCAGCCAUCUGGCUAGAGGCCACCAUCAUCUCUGCAAGAGAGGUCUUUCCUUGAAUGGAGGCCUUAUCGGCUCCAUCGCUGACUUGUGACGUGCCGCAGCUUCUUCUGAGAGGGAAAACGCAAGGAAAUGGGGAAGAAAGAGGCCCACUGGAGCAAUGGCCCUCCCGAUAUUUGUUUUCCAGAGAGUCUCUUAUUGUAUGGUUUUCCUGCCAUUUUGAAGCAGGAAAUACGUUUAAUACUCUACGUUAAGUAUCCAGGUAGCUUGAGUGUUUAGCCAUUUU
Pseudonaja textilis is the source of this 1722-nucleotide messenger RNA. The record is from RefSeq and is a predicted model, not a curated record. NCBI's taxonomy places the organism in Eukaryota, Metazoa, Chordata, Lepidosauria, Squamata, Elapidae.